AACACAACAGAGAGAGGGACAGGAUAUAGCAGAACGCAAAACCCUAGUAAGGAUUUGUUACACACUGCAGUACUGCACUACUCAACCACACCACACUGUGCAUUUGGAUAGUGCAGCACACCACACCAUUCGUCAUCACUGCAUUCAUUCAUUCAUCCAUGAUCACAACAACAACAAUCUCAUUCUCAUUCUCAUUCUGAUUCCACUUCGGAUCUCCUCCCAAUGUCGGCGAUGGAGUCACUCCACUCCCUCUCCGAAUUAGUCACCACUUCCUCCACCACCCAACGCCUCCGCAUAUUCCACCGCGAAAUCCCCGCCCUCCUCAAUUCCUCCCCUCCAGACGACUCACCGGAGCUCGCUUCGUUGCUCACUGACACCAUUUUCCGAACAGUUCCGAUUUACGAUGAUCGCAGAUCCAGGAAAGCGGUUGAUGAUGUGAUCAUCAAAGCCCUAACUGGUGGCGGAGCUGUUUUCAUGAAGACUUUUGCAGGUGCACUUGUUCAGAACAUGGAGAAGCAAGUCAAGUUUCAAUCUCAUGUGGGAAGUUACAGGCUGCUAUGCUGGUCGUGUUUGCUUCUUAGUAAGAGCCAGUUCGCCGAGGUUUCCAAGAAUGCUUUGUGUAGAGUAGCUUCUGCUCAAGCUUCUUUGCUUAAAUUGGUUUUGCAGAGAUCGUUUCAUGAGAAACAGGCUUGCAAGAAGAAGUUCUUUCGUUUGUUUGAUCAGUCGCCCGAUAUUUGUAAAGUGUACGUGCUAGGAUUGAAAAAUGGGCAAAUCCCGUACAAGGACAGUCCGGAAUUAUUGUUGUUGUUGCUGGAGUUCUCAAGCGGAUCACCGUCUUUAUUCAGAGAAUUUAAGCCAGCAUUUCUUGAUAUAUAUGUUAAUGCAAUAUUGAAUGCGAAGGAAAAGCCAGGAAAGAGUCUUAUCGAGGCGUUUCUUCCACUUUAUUUGCAAAUGGCACAUGAAGAUUUGCAGAAUAUUGUGAUGCCAUCAUCUAUUAAGAUGCUAAAACGCAACCCAGAGAUUGUGCUGGAGUCUGUUGGAAUUCUUUUGAAGUCUGUUGACCUUGAUCUGAGUAAGUAUGCUGCUGAAAUUCUUUCAGUAGUAUUAGUACAGGCUCGGCAUGCUGAUGAAGGGAGAAGAGACGGGGCAUUAGCUAUAGUCGGGAGUCUGAGCAAAAAAUCUAGCAAUCCAGAUGCUUUAGACACAAUGUUCAAUGCUAUCAAGGCUGUUAUUAAAGGGUCAGAAGGAAGGCUUGCUUUUCCAUACCAGAGAGUUGGGAUGGUUAAUGCGAUUCAAGAAUUGUCCAAUGCACCAGAUGGGAAAUACAUCAGCAGUCUGUCUAACACAAUAUGUGAUUUUCUUUUAUCGUAUUACAAGGAUGAUGGAAAUGAGGAGGUUAAAAUUGUGAUUUUGUCAGCUAUAGCUUCUUGGGCAGUUAGAUCUACAGAUAUCAUCCAUGAGGGUUUAGUUUCCUUUUUAGCUUCUGGCCUCAAAGAGAAGGAAACUUUAAGAAGGGGUUUUCUGCGUAGUCUACAUGCUAUAUGCAAAAAUACAGAUGCUGUCUUAAAGAUGUCAACAUUGCUUGGCCCUCUUGUCCAACUUGUAAAAACAGGCUUUACCAAAGCAGUGCAACGUUUAGAUGGCAUAUAUGCAUUGUUAUUAGUUGGGAAGAUAGCUGCUGUUGAUAUUAAAGCUGAGGAGAUAUUGGUAAGGGAAAAGAUAUGGACUUUGGUAUCACAAAAUGAACCUUCGCUCGUGCCAAUUUCCAUGGCAUCGAAGCUAUCGGUUGAGGAUAGCAUGGCAUGCGUUGAUCUUCUUGAAGUGCUUCUUCUGGAACAUUCACAGCGCAUAUUAUCCAACUUCUCUGUCAAAUUGCUGUUACAGUUAAUGAUUUUUUUUAUAUGCCAUCUGAGGUGGGAUAUUCGAAGAAAGGCUUAUGAUGUUGCUAGGAAGAUUAUUACUUCGUCUCCACAGUUAUCUGGAGAUCUUUUUCUUGAAUUUUCAAAGUACCUCUCUUUGGUCGGGGAUAAAAUAUUAGCUUUAAGAUUGAGUGACAGUGAUAUUUCGCUGGACCCUCAAAUACCGUUUAUUCCAUCUGUGGAGGUUUUGGUAAAGGCUCUGCUGAUUAUUUCACCAGAAGCUAUGAAGCUUGCUCCAGAUUCAUUUGUCAGAAUAAUACUUUGCUCACACCACCCCUGUGUACUUGGAAGUGCAAAAAGAGAUGCAGUGUGGAAGAGGCUCUCUAAGUGUCUGCAAACGCAUGGUUUUGAUGUCAUUGACAUCGUUUCUGCGAAUGUUGUCAAUCUUGUUCAGGUCUUACUGGGACCAUUGGGUUUGAAGAGUGCUAAUCCACUAGAACAACAGGCAGCAAUAUCGUCACUAUCCACUUUGAUGUUGAUAAUCCCUGGAGAUAUAUAUACAGAGUUUGAAGAGCAUUUGCGAAAUCUUCCUGAGCGGUUUUCUCAUGAUAUGCUUUCAGAGAAUGACAUUCAGAUCUUUAAUACGCCUGAAGGAAUGCUUUCAUCUGAGCAAGGAGUUUAUGUUGCUGAAUCUGUUGCUGCUAAGAACACAAAACAAGCAAAGGGUCGCUUCCGGAUGUAUGAUGAUGAAGAUGACUUGGAUCAUGCCCGUUCUAACCAUUCAAUGAAGAGAGAUCAACCUAUUAGAGAAACUGCUGGUGCAGGGAAAAGGGAUUCUGGGAAGGCUACAAAGAAGGCAGAUAAAAGCAAGACAGCAAAGGAAGAGGCAAGAGAAUUGCUACUUAAGGAGGAGGCUUCUGUACGUGAUAAAGUCUGCGAAAUACAGAAAAAUCUGUCUUUGAUGCUAAGAACUCUUGGAGACAUGGCAAUCGCUAAUUCAGUUUUUGCACAUAGUAAACUGCCCUCAAUGGUCAAAUUUGUGGAACCUUUAUUGCGAUCACCUAUUGUAAGUGAUGAGGCCUUUGAAACUAUGGUGAAAUUAUCAAGAUGUAUCGCACCGCCUCUAUGUGAAUGGGCCCUUGACAUUUCCACUGCUUUACGUCUAAUUGUGACUGAUGAAGUUCAUCUUCUGUUGGAUUUGGUUCCAUCUGCCGCUGAAGAGGAAGUCAAUGGAAGGCCUUCCCUUGGCCUUUUUGAGCGAAUUUUAGAUGGCUUAUCCACUUCUUGUAAAUCAGGGGCACUUCCUGUAGAUUCUUUUUCUUUUGUAUUUCCUAUAAUGGAGCGAAUUCUUUUGAGCUCAAAGAAAACAAAAUUUCAUGAUGACGUGCUUCGGUUAUUUUAUUUACACCUGGAUCCCCAUCUACCUCUUCCUAGGAUACGAAUGUUAUCGGCUCUUUACCAUGUACUUGGUGUUGUUCCAGCUUAUCAAUCAUCAAUAGGACCUGCACUAAAUGAGUUGAGCCUUGGUUUGCAACCUGAUGAAGUUGCUUCUGCACUUUAUGGAGUGUAUUCGAAAGAUGUUCAUGUCAGAAUGGCAUGCUUAAAUGCUGUCAGAUGUAUUCCUGCUGUUGCUAAUCGCUCUCUACCCCAGAACAUUGAGGUUGCGACAAGUCUAUGGAUUGCACUACAUGAUCCUGAGAAGUCAAUUGCUCAAGUAGCAGAAGACAUAUGGGAUCAUUAUGGGUUUGACUUCGGAACAGACUUUUCGGGAAUUUUCAAAGCACUUUCCCAUGUCAACUACAAUGUUCGCCUGGCAGCUGCUGAAGCAUUAGCCGCUGCAUUGGAUGAAUAUCCAGAUUCUAUACAUGAGUGCCUUUCCACUUUAUUUUCGUUGUAUAUUCGUGACAUGGGAAUUGGAGAUGACAAUCUUGAUGCUGGUUGGCUGGGUAGGCAAGGAAUAGCAUUAGCAUUACAUUCUGCUGCUGAUGUGCUGAGAACGAAAGACCUACCCAUUGUCAUGACGUUUCUAAUAUCAAGAGCACUGGCUGAUCCAAAUGCUGAUGUUAGAGGCAGAAUGAUUAAUGCUGGUAUCUUAAUCAUUGACAAAAGUGGAAAAGAUAAUGUCUCGUUGUUAUUCCCCAUAUUUGAGAACUACUUAAACAAAACGGCACCUGAUGAAGAAAAAUAUGACUUGGUUCGUGAAGGUGUGGUUAUCUUCACUGGAGCUCUGGCAAAACACUUGGCAAAGGAUGAUCCUAAGGUUCAUGCUGUUGUGGACAAAUUAUUGGAUGUAAUUAACACUCCUUCAGAAGCUGUUCAACGGGCAGUCUCCGCUUGUCUAUCUCCAUUAAUGCAAUCAAAACAAGAUGAUGCAGCAGCUCUUGUUACUCGGCUGUUGGAUCAGUUGUUGAAGAGUGAAAAAUAUGGAGAGCGCCGUGGUGCUGCCUUUGGUCUUGCUGGAGUGGUUAAGGGAUUUGGUAUUUCUUGCUUGAAGAAGUAUCGGAUUGUGAUUAUACUUCAAGAGGGGCUUGUCGAUAGGAACUCUGCAAAAUCACGUGAAGGAGCUUUACUUGGAUUUGAGUGCCUUUGUGAAAUUCUUGGAAGACUAUUUGAACCGUAUGUUGAUGAGUUUUAUUGUCCUAUACGUUUUUUAUUGUUUAUGCAGAUUAUUUAUUUUGUGGUUUAUAUUCUUUUCAUUAUGAUUGUAUUCAGGUAUGUGAUCAAGAUGUUACCGUUACUGUUGGUUUCGUUCUCUGAUCAAGUUGUUGCAGUUCGGGAAGCAGCUGAAUGUGCUGCUCGAGCAAUGAUGUCUCAACUUAGUGCUCAAGGAGUGAAGCUUGUUCUUCCAUCUCUUUUGAAGGGUCUCGAAGAUAAAGCUUGGAGGACUAAACAAAGUAGUGUACAACUACUUGGUGCUAUGGCUUACUGUGCUCCUCAACAGUUGUCUCAAUGCCUCCCUAAAAUUGUUCCCAAAUUGACUGAGGUUUUAACUGAUACACAUCCUAAAGUCCAGUCAGCAGGGCAAAUGGCCCUUCAACAGGUUGGAAGUGUGAUAAAGAACCCAGAAAUAUCUGCUCUUGUUCCUACUCUACUCAAAGGACUCAGUGAUCCUAAUGAGUAUACAAAAUAUUCCCUUGAUAUUCUUCUCCAAACAACCUUUGUUAAUUCAAUAGAUGCUCCGUCACUUGCAUUGUUGGUACCAAUAGUACAUAGAGGACUGAGGGAACGAAGUGCUGACACUAAGAAGAGGGCAUCACAAAUAGUUGGUAACAUGUGUUCCUUGGUUACAGAGGCUACAGACAUGAUUCCAUAUAUAGGGUUGUUGCUUCCUGAAGUAAAAAAGGUUCUUGUUGAUCCUAUCCCUGAAGUUCGAUCAGUUGCUGCUAGAGCCAUUGGAUCCCUUAUUGGAGGAAUGGGAGAAGAAAACUUCCCUGAUCUUGUCCCGUGGUUGUUUGACACACUGAAGUCUGAUAAUAGUAAUGUUGAGCGCUCUGGUGCAGCUCAAGGCCUGAGUGAGGUCUUAGCUGCACUCGGCAUUGGGUUCUUUGAGCAUGUACUUCCCGAUAUUAUUCGGAAUUGUUCCCAUCAAAAAGCUUCUGUGCGAGAUGGAUACUUGACGCUCUUUAAGUUUUUGCCACGGUCAUUAGGAGUCCAGUUCCAAAACUAUCUUUCUCAGGUGCUACCUGCAAUCCUGGAUGGUCUUGCGGAUGAGAAUGAAUCUGUACGUGAUGCUGCACUAGGGGCUGGUCAUGUUCUGGUCGAGCAUUAUGCUGCAACGUCUCUACCACUUCUCCUUCCAGUUGUUGAGGAUGGCAUUUUUAAUGACAAUUGGCGUAUUCGACAAAGCUCAGUUGAGCUGUUGGGUGACCUAUUAUUCAAAGUUGCUGGAACUUCUGGUAAAGCAUUACUUGAGGGUGGCAGUGAUGAUGAAGGUUCUAGUACUGAGGCCCAUGGGCGUGCCAUCAUUGAGGUUCUGGGGUACAGCAAGCGUAAUGAAGUACUUGCUGCAUUAUAUAUGGUUCGAACAGAUGUUAGUUUGUCAGUACGUCAGGCUGCAUUACAUGUGUGGAAAACUAUUGUGGCAAAUACUCCAAAGACUCUAAGGGAAAUUAUGCCAGUUCUGAUGGAUACUUUAAUUGCAUCUCUUGCAUCAUCAUCAUCUGAGAGGCGGCAGGUUGCCGGACGAUCAUUGGGUGAGCUUGUCAGGAAGCUUGGUGAGCGGGUGCUUCCCUUGAUAAUCCCAAUCUUAUCCCGGGGGCUGAAUGACCCUGACAGCAGCAAAAGACAGGGUGUAUGUAGUGGUCUGAGUGAAGUUAUGGCUAGCGCUGGUAAGAGUCAGUUGUUGACUUUCAUGAAUGACCUCAUCCUCACUAUUCGGACUGCCCUCUGUGAUAGUGUACCUGAGGUUCGUGAAUCAGCAGGCUUAGCGUUUAGUACUCUGUAUAAGAGUGCUGGAUUGCAAGCUAUUGAUGAGAUUGUUCCGACUCUUUUACAUGCAUUGGAGGAUGAUAGAACUUCUGAUACUGCACUGGAUGGCCUUAAACAAAUUCUGAGUGUCAGAACAAGUGCUGUAUUGCCUCACAUUUUACCCAAACUGGUUCACCCUCCAUUAUCUGCCUUCCAUGCACAUGCUCUGGGGGCUUUAGCAGAUGUUGCUGGGCCUGGUCUUGACUUUCAUCUUGGUACUGUGCUUCCUCCUUUACUAUCAGCAAUGGGUAGUGAUGACAAGGAGGUUCAAACAUCGGCUAAGGAGGCUGCUGAAACAGUUGUCUCAGUUAUUGAUGAGGAAGGUAUUGAGCCACUCAUAUCAGAGCUUGUCAAAGGUGUUAGUGAUAGCCAGGCUACUGUCAGAAGAUCAAGUUCAUAUCUAAUUGGAUAUUUCUUAAAAAAUAGCAAGUUAUAUCUGGUUGAUGAAGCUCCAAACAUGAUAUCUACCCUAAUCAUCUUGCUGAGUGAUCCUGAUACAUCUACCGUUAGUGUUGCUUGGGAGGCUUUGUCAAGAGUCAUUAUUUCAGUACCCAAGGAGGUACUCCCUUCGUACAUAAAACUAGUCCGUGAUGCUAUAUCAACAUCUCGAGACAAGGAACGGAGGAAGAGGAAGGGAGGACCAAUACUCAUACCUGGAUUUUGUCUUCCUAAAGCACUUCAGCCUAUAUUGCCAAUUUUUCUCCAAGGUCUCAUAAGUGGGUCUGCUGAAUUGAGGGAGCAGGCAGCAUUGGGACUUGGUGAACUGAUAGAGGUGACAAGUGAACAAUCACUCAAGGAGUUUGUCAUCCCAAUUACCGGGCCUCUUAUCCGCAUAAUAGGUGAUCGCUUCCCAUGGCAGGUUAAGAGUGCAAUUUUGUCUACUCUAACCAUCAUGAUAAGAAAGGGUGGGAUUUCUUUAAAACCAUUUCUUCCUCAGCUGCAAACGACAUUUGUUAAGUGUCUACAGGAUAGUACAAGAACUAUUCGUUCGAGUGCUGCCCUGGCCCUUGGAAAGCUUAGUGGCCUCAGUACUAGGGUUGACCCUUUGGUUAGUGAUUUGCUGUCCACUCUGCAGGGAUCGGAUGGUGGCGUCCGUGAAGCUAUUUUGACAGCUUUGAAAGGGGUCAUGAAGCAUGCUGGGAAGAAUGUGAGUUCUGCUGUUAGAGAUCGUGCUUACAGCGUUCUCAAGGAUUUAAUUCAUCAUGAUGAUGAGAGAGUUCGAAUGUAUGCUGCAAGAAUUUUGGGUAUCUUGACACAGUAUCUUGAAGAUGUUCAACUGACAGAGUUGAUUCAGGAACUGUCAAGUCUAGCUAAUUCACCAAGUUGGUCUCCUAGGCAUGGCUCCAUUCUAACUAUCUCUUCCUUGUUCCAUCACAAUCCUGUUCCAAUUUUUUCGUCGCCUUUGUUCCCAACUAUUGUAGAUUGUCUUAGAGUUACCUUGAAGGAUGAGAAGUUCCCCCUCCGUGAAACAUCGACUAAGGCAUUGGGAAGACUCCUUCUUUAUAGAGCUCAGGUGGAUCCUCCAGACACCCUGCUUUACAAAGAUGUUCUUUCAUUGCUAGUUUCGUCCACACAUGAUGAAUCAAGUGAAGUUAGAAGAAGAGCGUUAUCUGCUAUAAAGGCUGUUGCCAAAGCAAAUCCUUCAGCCAUCAUGUUACAUGGCACAAUUGUUGGUCCUGCAAUAGCAGAAUGUUUAAAAGAUGCAAGUACUCCUGUAAGACUUGCUGCAGAACGAUGCGCUGUACAUGCACUCCAAUUAACAAAGGGUUCAGAAAAUGUUCAAGCAGCACAGAAGUAUAUCACUGGCUUGGAUGCUAGACGACUAUCAAAGCUUCCUGAAUAUAGUGAUGCCAGUGAAGACAGUGAUGAAGAUAUGUCAACUAGCUAAGCAGUUCGUCUUUCAUCAAGUUUUUUGUUCUUCCCUCUCUUUUCCAGGGUGGGGAUACGGAAUUCUCAUUCAUAACCAAAUUUUUGGUCGCACUGUUACAGUCAAUGAUAUAGGUAUACACAACUGGAGGCUUUUUACCCAGUUUUUUUCUGCCUGGGUAUUUAAUGUAUCAAUAUAAUUGUAAAUCAGAUGAGGGGAAUGGUCUGUAACUUCUUUGUUUCUAUUGCUCUAUCAAUUUUGGUGGUAAUAUAUAUUGUGUUUAUUCUCAAAUCAGGGAGGUCUUACCCAUUAUUUAGUGACACUCGAUGGAUUUGUCGCAUUAAAAAUAUGGUUGUAUGAAGAGUAGUUUGUAACUUUUGUAUGAAUGUGAAAGUUAUGGUCUUUCUAUUCUAAACUGGAAGUCCUUUACAGAAUUAAUUAAGAGAUAGUAUUGUUUA
Lotus japonicus is the source of this 8651-nucleotide messenger RNA. Its product is annotated as protein ILITYHIA. The coding region runs from base 223 to 8214 and encodes 2663 amino acids. The transcript is spliced from 58 exons. Gene Ontology annotation, biological process: cellular response to amino acid starvation; regulation of translation. Lineage: Eukaryota; Viridiplantae; Streptophyta; Magnoliopsida; Fabales; Fabaceae. The record is from RefSeq and is a predicted model, not a curated record. Gene Ontology annotation, cellular component: cytosol. Gene Ontology annotation, molecular function: protein kinase regulator activity.